Ilyonectria robusta is the source of this 1248-nucleotide messenger RNA. RefSeq lists its product as uncharacterized. The coding region runs from base 1 to 1242 and encodes 413 amino acids. The record is from RefSeq and is a predicted model, not a curated record. Lineage: Eukaryota; Fungi; Ascomycota; Sordariomycetes; Hypocreales; Nectriaceae. The transcript is spliced from 2 exons. Gene Ontology annotation, molecular function: monooxygenase activity; FAD binding.
AUGGGUAGCCAACCUGAGGUGCACGUCAUCAUUGUCGGCGGCGGUAUUGCCGGCCUCGCAACGGCAAUUGCCCUCCGAUCUCCCAAUCGCAGAAUCACCAUCCUCGAACGCUCGCGCAUGGUCCGCGAAGUCGGCGCGCUGCUCUCCCUGCAACCCAAUGCCACCAAGAUCAUCGACAAAUGGGGCAUCGACUCGUUCCUCGCCGCCGCCGAGCCCAUGCCCGACCGAGCGUUUCGCAUGUUCAAUACAGACGGGAAGCUCGUGCGGGAGAUGAACCUGGACAAGAAGCAGUUUGGUGCCGACAGGGUCAUGUACCACCGCCAGGAUCUCUCAUUGGCUCUUAAGAAUGCGGCCGUUAGCCCCGACUUGCCGGGCAACCCAGCUGAGAUCCGGACUUCAAGUCAGGUUGUCAGUGUGGACUGCGAGGAAGGAAUUGUGACGUUGGAGAGCGGCGAGACUAUUACGGGAGAUGUGAUCAUCGGCGCGGACGGUGUCCACAGCGCCGUUCGGACAGCAGUCCUGGGUGAGGAGCAGAAGGCCAUCCCGACGGGCAUCUCUGCAUACCGGAUGCUGAUCCCCACCGAGAAACUGGGCAACCUGUCUGCUCCCAAGAAGCUCAUUGACCCGCUGGACCCGUCGACGACGAUGAUCAUCGGCCACGACCGGCGGGUUAUCAUGGGCCCCGGCCGCGGAGCCAAGAUGUACGGCAUCGUCGCGCUAGUGCCGGACGAGAAGAUGGCUGAGAGCAGCUCGAGCGACAGCUGGGUCGAGGCCGGCAGCAUGGAGAAGCUGCGCGAGACCUACGCCGACUUCCCCGGCUGGCUGCACGAGAUCUUCGCCGCGGCGCCGGACCUCGGGCUCUGGCAGCUGCGCGACAUCGACCCGCUGCCGCGCUGGGUCCGCGGCCGCACCAUCCUGAUCGGCGACGCGGCGCACGCGAUGCUCCCGACGCAGGGCCAGGGCGCGUCGCAGAGCAUCGAGGACGCCGAGGCGCUGCGGGCGUUCCUGGGGGCGUCGCCGGCCAAGAGCGAUGUCCAGGCGGCGCUGGAGCGGGUGUUUGCGGUGCGCCGGGAGCGGGCCGGCCUGAUUCAGAAGUAUAGCCGCGAGCAGGCCAAGCCGGGGACGGAUGCGGCGAGUAAGGAGGUCAAGUUGGAUCCGGGGCAGUUCAUGAAGUACAACUGCGACUAUGAGGGAGCGGCGGACUGGGAGGAGAGACAGAAGCGCGGGGAGGUGGCAGUUUGAUGAUGA